AUGAUCUGUUAUGGGUUUUCUUAUCUGGCACAAGCUCUAAAUAUGGAGCUACAUAUGACCCCGAUUGACCUUCUUCGAGACUCCUGCUUCAAACCUUCCAUUAGCCUUGACGAGCAAUCACCGUCGAGGGGCCGGUAUAUUAGGCAGCGGAGGAGCGGAAAUUUUGACUCGAAGCUCCUCGCAAGCAAUAUCUUAUCCUCAACUAUGUCUAAUUGGGAUGCUUCACUGAAAGUCUUGAGAAACAAGGCCCCUGCUGUUGCUGAGCCUUCUAUCGCUGCGGCCUUAGACGCGCGCAUUGCAGCUGCCGAGAGGGAAUUCGAUGCGUCGCUUGUCUGGCUCAUCUUAUAUCCAGAUGGUACCAACCUCCAUCUUGGGACCAACGGGCUUCAGCACUAUGGAGUGGGCCCGUCCAGGAAUAUCGGACACGGUGCUUUCAAAGGAUUCCAACAUAGUCUAUUCUUCGGCCCUUACACUCUCCGAGUCACUGCAACGAGUGCGCACCUGUACAACCCGUUUGGCAUUGCCGUCUACGAAGGCACAGGCUAUGCUCAACCUUCAAUUCGUGGGUUCUGGUCGAUGGUGUUUUAA
This is a messenger RNA of Mycena indigotica, 588 nucleotides long. RefSeq lists its product as uncharacterized. The record is from RefSeq and is a predicted model, not a curated record. Bases 1 to 588 code for a protein of 195 amino acids. The transcript is spliced from 4 exons. NCBI's taxonomy places the organism in Eukaryota, Fungi, Basidiomycota, Agaricomycetes, Agaricales, Mycenaceae.